Octodon degus (degu) is the source of this 896-nucleotide messenger RNA. It is a transcript of the gene Ptges3l, whose product is annotated as prostaglandin E synthase 3 like. Lineage: Eukaryota; Metazoa; Chordata; Mammalia; Rodentia; Octodontidae. Gene Ontology annotation, molecular function: Hsp90 protein binding; protein-folding chaperone binding. Gene Ontology annotation, biological process: protein folding; chaperone-mediated protein complex assembly. Gene Ontology annotation, cellular component: nucleus; cytosol. Bases 346 to 765 code for a protein of 139 amino acids. The transcript is spliced from 7 exons. The record is from RefSeq and is a predicted model, not a curated record.
GCCGAGCUCUCCCGGUCCCUUCCCCGUGCACAUCGUGGGCUGCCGCGCCUUGUCCCUUCCGCGCUCCCCUUCUCUCAGCCAUAUAAGGAGCGGCAGCUGCCGGGACAGCCCGAGAAUCUAAAGAUAGCGGCCAGGCCUUGCACUGCGGACGCCACCAGCCUGCAGGAUCGUCAUGGCACGCCCUAGCGUGGCCCCUUGCAUUCUCCCCGGGUUCACCCUCUGCCUCACAUCCACCGCUCCUGACGCCCCGUCUCUUCCCCACCGAGCGCCGCCCGCGCCCCGUGUGGCCCCCUCCGCAGGCAGCACGCCCGGACGCUGUGGUAUGACAGGCCCAAGUACGUGUUCAUGGAGUUCUGCGUGGAGGACAGCACGGACGUGCGCGUGCUCCUUGAGGACCACCGCGUGGUGUUCAGCUGCAAGAACGGCGAUGGGGUGGAGCUGUAUAACGAGAUCGAGUUCUACGCCAAGGUGAACUCCAAGGAUUCCCAGGAUAAGCGCUCUGGCCGAUCUGUGACCUGCUUUGUGAGGAAGUGGAAGGAGAAGGUGGCCUGGCCACGGCUCACCAAGGAGGACGUCAAGCCGGUGUGGCUGUCCGUGGACUAUGACAACUGGAGAGACUGGGAAGGGGACGAGGAGGUGGAGCUGGCGCAGGUGGAGCACUAUGCGGAGCUUUUGCAGAAGGUCAGCCCCAAGGGGCCACCGCCUGCCAUGGACGACCUGGACGAUGACUCGGAUGAUGCCAACGGGACCAGCAGUGGACUCUGAGCACUCUGCGCUGGAAGGAGGCUGCGGCGCCUCUGCCAACGAGGGCCGCGCUGGGCUGUGGCCUGCUCCGUGUCAUGCUCUGGGUGCGUGGUCCAGGGCUUCCCAGCAGUGCUUCCAUAGAGCUACUUUUC